Messenger RNA from Rattus norvegicus (Norway rat), 3590 nucleotides. RefSeq names its product claudin 19 (gene Cldn19). Gene Ontology annotation, biological process: renal absorption; negative regulation of cell migration; paracellular transport. Gene Ontology annotation, molecular function: cell-cell adhesion mediator activity; structural molecule activity; paracellular tight junction channel activity. Gene Ontology annotation, cellular component: bicellular tight junction; membrane; nucleus. Lineage: Eukaryota; Metazoa; Chordata; Mammalia; Rodentia; Muridae. The record is from RefSeq and is a predicted model, not a curated record.
UUUGGGAGGGAUGAGAAGAAUCCUAGGGCACUGAAAUCACACUCUGAAGGGGUUCCCCUGGCUGGGAGGGGAGAAGUCACUCCUCCUAGCCCCUCCCUUCCUUACUAUUGAGCCGAGAAAGGCAGGGGUACCCCAGCUUGGACUCUAGGUUCCGCCCUCUGCUCCCAAGAAACUGGGCAAGAGCUCUGCUGGGGACUGGCUGUGGGCGGGUUUUGGCCUUUUCCAGCCCCAAGGCCGCCCCCUGCAUUCUGGAAUCCAGCAGCCACUGCCUUUGCUGAGCUGACCGGCCAGCCAUCCCCUCUCCUCCUCUUUUCCUGUGCCACUUAGUUCCCCUUUUCCAGCUGUUCCUCUUACCAUGACCAUAGCGCUCCUCCAGACCCUGGCCCAUCUCUGAGUCCUGGAACCCUCAGACUCCUACCUGGGCCAUGGCCAACUCAGGCCUCCAGCUCCUGGGCUACUUCCUAGCCUUGGGUGGCUGGGUGGGCAUCAUCGCCAGCACCGCCCUGCCACAGUGGAAGCAGUCCUCCUAUGCAGGCGAUGCCAUCAUCACUGCCGUGGGCCUCUACGAAGGGCUGUGGAUGUCCUGCGCCUCUCAGAGCACCGGGCAGGUGCAAUGCAAACUCUACGAUUCACUCCUGGCCCUGGACGGUCAUAUCCAGUCAGCAAGAGCCCUGAUGGUGGUGGCUGUGCUCCUGGGCUUUGUGGCCAUGGUGCUCAGUGUCGUGGGCAUGAAGUGUACUCGGGUUGGAGACAGUAACCCCACUGCCAAGGGCCGUGUGGCCAUCUCCGGAGGUGCUCUCUUCCUCUUGGCGGGUCUCUGUACUUUGACUGCUGUCUCAUGGUACGCUACCCUGGUGACCCAGGAAUUCUUCAACCCCAGCACUCCUGUCAACGCCAGGUAUGAAUUUGGUCCAGCUCUGUUCGUCGGCUGGGCCUCUGCUGGGCUGGCCAUCCUGGGCGGUUCCUUUCUCUGCUGCACAUGCCCAGAGCCUGAGAGAGCCAACAGCAUCCCGCAGCCCUAUCGCUCUGGACCCUCAACGGCUGCCCGAGAACCCGUUGUUAAGUUGUCCACCUCGGUCAAGGGCCCCCUGGGUGUGUAAAGGCCAGGUUCCCAGCCAGGCCCUGCCCCCUACCAUCUCUAGACUGUGUGUUUGAUAUUUCUGGAAAGAGAAGCGAACAUUCAGCCCCAAGUGUGAUGUCAUGCUAUCUGUUCCCAUGCGCCUAGGGUGGGGCCUGGACUAGAGAGGCCAGAGCCAGCUCUUGGGGUGAGGUGGGCUCCAGGGUACAGGCAGAGCAGGAAGCAGUUAGUUUCCUGCUUUGUAUCUCUGCCCGCCCCACCUUGGAGUCUGGUACCAGAACUUCCAUGAGGGAAGAUCACAGCUACCCCUGGAGGCGUCACCUAACGCCUGCCUGGCCUAAUAAAGGAGCAAGACCUCAGGGUGAGGAAGCCCUGGCACGGAGACCAUUCCAUAGGUAGAAUGUUCUAGGCCCUCCCUGGGAGCCCUCCUGAGGGAAAAGAUAGUUUCUGUGAGGCCCAACCGUAGGGGCUCCCUUGGUGAUGGAAGGGAAUGGAGAGGAGCAUGGAUGGUAUCAGGACAACCCCAAGCCAACUCCAAAGCCCUCCAUGCAACUGUUAUCCUACUCCUGCAAUGACUGUCAACGCUCCCUCACCCUGAAGUGUAGUCAGAUGACAGGACUUCUGGUCUUGAAAUCCAGGUAUGACGUACUAGAAAAGGUUAAGUCCUUCAAGGCGCUGAGAGAAACCAGCCCAGGGAAGCAAAGGGCCAGCAGUGUCCUUCAUCCUCCCUAUCCAGAGAGUGCCGGCCCCUCUCUUCACUCAUAGGCUUCUGCCACCCAAGCCUCUCCCUGGACUCCAGGUCUGUCCCUCUCCAGGGACGAGGUGUCCACCACUCUCGUCUUGCUUCCCACAUGCCUUCCUUGUUAGCCCGCUGGUGUCUACAACCGCGUCUCCCACCAAGUGAACCCCAGGAGCCAGUACAGCUUCUGUGCAGCCCUGAGGUGCGGAUACCAAAACAUUAUAGCUGACGGUGGGGAGGGCGGGGGGAAAGCAGGUGACCAAGCGCUUCUGUGCUCAGGUAAUCACAUACCUGAUGAACUGCUGACCAAUUCAUCUUCUGACGGAUGGUAGCCAUAAGCCCCCGUGGACACCUCUGAUCCUAAACAAGUUUCCCAAGGGAGGCCCCUUGCACCAUAAGUGCCACAGAAGAGCUCUCUCCAAGUGCCCAAAGCCAUCCGGUGAUCCUUGGCCUUAGGACCACACUGGAGUCAUUUAAGUGGAUGCCCAGCCUCCACCCAGACACAAUGAUUUAAUUGGUCUAGUGGACCCAGGCUUCAGAAUUCACACAGCUCCUUCGAAGUAUGUGGUUCAUCUAGGGGUAACUCCUUGAGGCCCACACUCCUGACCAUUCUGGAGGGAUCUGCAGAGGGUGGAAGGAGCCUACCAGAAGACAGUGGGGGAGAGGCAAGACUAGAAAGGAAGUCCUGUCCACCUCCUGCCUUUCCGGAGUCCUGACCACUGGAGGAGACGCCUAUAUCCUUCCCAUUGAUGUCUCUUUGUGCUUAAGGAAUUCAACUUUGAAUCCUGUCACUUGCAGCCUGACUAACUCAGAGCUUGAAACCUGUGAACCAAGUGGGACACAGACAGACCCUCCACAGAUCUGGUACUUAGCAGCCCUUGGUAUUUGGUUGUGAAGCUGGCAGGAAGCCACAUGAUUCUUCAGAGUCCGAGGGCUGGGCGGUUCAAGACAUGGUGGUGGGGAUCGUAGAGGCAGAAUGUGUUGGCUACAUCUUGUGGUUGUCAGGAGUGGGCUCCAUGCAAGGACAGGAGCUGACAGUGGGGUGGCAUUGUCUGUUCCUCUAUUAAAGGAAGCUCAUUCUAGCCAUACAUACUGGAGCCUGGAAGGGCAGAGUCAUCCACCUUUGAUAUUUACAUUUGAUCCACAUUUGAUAUUUACACCCUGAUUAAAACCCGCGAGGUACUGGGGGUGGGAAGGGAGAGUGUGGGAGAAAUUGAAGGAGUUUUAAGCUAAGAGUUUGGGGAAUGUGAUCUCCUGAAGCAAACCCAUUCAAACAUCCAAGUCUGUUGUUUACUGUUCUAAUCUCAAGGCUGAAGGAUCCAGGAAAGACUGGGGAAGAUGAGGCUGACUCAAAAGGGAUGGUUCUAAAGUUACUGCCGUUGCUUUAGUCCCAGAAGUGAAACUGGCAAGUUAGACAUUUUGAUUCCAGAAGGAUGGUAGCUCCGUGUUCCUGAAGUUCCAGGUCCUGGGGAAACAGACCAGGAAGCUGCAGGCUGGGAAGAAGCUUGAAGAUCAUUAUGGCUGGGGCAGUUUCAAGAAGUUGUUACUUUUGUGUUACAUAACACUGUUGCUUUGUGUGAUAAUGACGCUGAUCCUUAUCUGGCAGAGGUACGCCUGGAAGCAUGAUGGCUGGAUUUACUUUAACUUUUUAAAACAGGUUCACAGGCAAGGAGAGCUGUGAUGCUGGGACGAGCCAGCGGCUGACAGGGUUCACUCUACCCAUUUGUAUGUUUGCUAAUGAAAGAAAAAUAAGAAAUAAAAAGUUUGAAACGA